Molecule: messenger RNA, 4692 nt
Organism: Haliotis rufescens (red abalone)
Lineage: Eukaryota; Metazoa; Mollusca; Gastropoda; Lepetellida; Haliotidae
Product: monocarboxylate transporter 12-like
Exons: 8
Coding region: 760-2682 (640 amino acids)
Biological process (GO): transmembrane transport; monocarboxylic acid transport
Molecular function (GO): monocarboxylic acid transmembrane transporter activity
Source: RefSeq, a predicted model, not a curated record
CACUUCAAAAACAUGCUUACUGAGAAAUGAAAUCGCUUCACCUAUGGACAAUGAGUCACUUAUUUCCACCAGUCGCGGUGUUUCCUCACAGCUGAUCAGCUGAUUUCUAACGCAGUGGUGGUCACGUGCCAACUGCACGCCAGCAGUCAGUCUUUGUUGCUAGUGUGGUACAUGCGAUCCCAACCCGGCUCACUGCUGUCGGUGAGACUACAACAGCCUCGGUUAUUACACUGGAUACCAUUUUACCGGACGGAUAUCGUGAGGCGACCUCUGAAACACGUGCGAAACGGGAUCUUGCUGCACGUGUCGUGUAAAUAACGAACCCAUGAAUCAGCGACAUGAAGACAGCGCAGGCUAAAUCGCCACCCGUCUGAGCGCACCCACAGAGGUUGAUAUCCCACAGAGCUGAUAUCAUUUGUAUGACAUUGAUAUCUGUGCUCUCAUCGCUCUCACCAACACCCGUUGUCACCUGAACAAUCUUUCAUCAUUGCAGUCUUUGUCUAUACCCCCCGCGAGGUUCACAGCUGUGUACAUUUAGAAGGUUGACGGACAAGCAAAACCGAUGCUAAUUCGAUCGGAUCGUAGGGGGCAUCUAAUCCAAGAUUAUCCGACCGGUUCCUGACGCAUUAAGGGUCUAUUUAGCUUGUUCCCUGCAGAGCGUUCGUGCCAGGCUGCUAUUCGUCCAGUCGACGCACAUGACGUGAUCCAGUGGUCACUCGUGGGAAGCACGUGCGGUAACGGUACUCACCAGGAGGGUUCAUGGGUAAAGGUCGACACCAGGAAAAUACGGGGGAAAUCCAGGGGAACGCCAAGAUGGAUACGGAAGCUGCAGCGUCCCUCCCCGUCCCUCCCGACGGAGGCUGGGGGUGGAUGGUGGUGCUCUCAUCGUUCUUGAUUCACGUCAUCGCUGAUGGGAUUGUGUAUUCGUUCGGGGUGUUUUUUGUGGAAUUCCUGGAUUAUUUCAAAGGAGGGAAGGGGGAGACGGCCUGGGUUGGAUCCCUCGUCCCCGCUGUCACUUACACCGUGGGUCCUAUUGCUAGUGCUCUGACGAACCGAUACGGAUGCCGUGCUGUCACCAUCGCAGGCGCCAUCAUUGCGACUAUCGGCUUCAUCUUGUCUCUGUUCGCUCCCAACAUCUACUACCUCUACUUCACCUUCGGCAUCAUGUCAGGAGUUGGCUUUGGACUCAUCUAUCUGCCAGCUAUUGUCUCCGUGGCGAACUACUUUGAGAAGAAGAGAGCUUUUGCAACCGGUUUGGCGGUUUGUGGAUCCGGAUUCGGAACGUUUAUUCUUGCACCUUUUACAAAAUGGCUGAUCGACGAAUUCGGCUGGAAAGGAACGAUUCUCAUUCAAGCCGGACUGAUUUUAAAUGUCAUUGUUUGUGGAGCCUUGUUUAGGCCUCUUGAAAAUAAAGACAACAAAAAGACAGAUGAACUGCUGGAAAAACUAGAAAAAGAGGCGAAAGACAUUUUAGAAAAUGAAGAGAGACAAAGUCGGAAGUACGAAAGUAAAACAGAAGUUAAUGGCAAAGAUGAAAGCGAGGCUCUCAUAACACCCAUGGCAAAUCCAAAUGUCGAAAGGUUGAACCUUCCUGGACGAGAUAUGGAAAUGAACCGUAUAUUCAACAGCAACAGGGAGCUGGCCCACACCAAAGGAAUCUCCAUUGAAGCUCCGAAAAUCGCCGAUUUGGCUCGCAGCGACGGCGCGUUGCACAGAGUUCAAAACGGAAGAGCGAAAUCUGCUUCCCCUGUCGGUUCUCCCGAUUACCUUGACCCCCAUAGAUACCACCGACAGACGUCUGCAGGCGCAACUUCCGGUUUGCUAUACCGGAAGGACAUAUUUUACAGCGCAAGCUUGCAGAACAUCCCCAUGUAUCGCUCCCAUCAUGACAUCUACAUCGCCAGCAUCACCUCCAUUCCCGAAGCGGUGGACGACGACGGCAAAUGUUGCGGUGUCUUUAAGCCGUCUCCUGAGUUCCGCGACGCCAUGAAAGAAAUGCUGUCAUUUUCCCUCCUGAAAAAUCUUGUGUUUCUCCUGUUCGCCAUCUCAAAUUUCUUCACCAGUAUUGGAUUCAACAUGCCGUUCAUCUACCUCCCAGAUCGUGCCAUAGAGGCUGGAGUUGAGACACACAACGCUGCUUUCCUCCUGUCUGUUAUCGGCAUCGCCAACACUGUCGGCAGGGUCAUCUUCGGCUGGCUGUCGGACCGGAAAGGCGUUAACCGUCUUGUGCUCUACAACACCGCGCUGACUAUUUGCGGCGUCGCUACUGCGUUGAGUCCGUUCUGUGGAGGGAGCUACCCGCUGCUGAUUGUCUAUGCUGCUUGCUUCGGCGUCUUCAUUGGCGUUUACGUUUCCUUGACCUCUGUCGUCCUUGUUGACCUUUUGGGAUUGGACCACUUGACCAACUCCUUCGGUCUCCUGCUGUUGUUUCAAGGGGCGGCUACGUUCAUCGGACCUCCUAUGGCAGGUUGGAUGUACGACUGGACCGGAAGUUACGACAUAUCAUUUCAUGUGAACGGCGCCAUGAUCGCUAUCAGUGGGCUCAUGCUGUUCUUCAUCCCGUGUGUGCAACGCUAUCAGUAUAUGCGGGACGGCUUGAGCGCGAGGGACAUCGAAUUCGGUCGCCACGUUAAGUCGGAGACCGAGAUUGGGGAGAUUUUAGACAAACCAACAACGACAUGAAGUAAUCUUAUGUGAGCACAUCGUGUCUUCCAUCACAGUGGCCUUGAUCUGAUGUCCUGCCUUUUAGCAUUGUAAUGCUGUCAGCGAAUGGAAUAUUUCUCUGGACCAUUAUGCCUUCACAGAUGAUACGUUGUGCUGCCCUUGUGAUAUGUGUGAAAUAUGUGUGAAAUAUGUGCACAGAGCACCUCAUGCCUUCACCUUAUUGUCACGUGACCCUUAUGUAUAUUCAAUUAGUACAUCACGUCAAUCGACGCCAUAUUUGUAUUUGUUACCCGUGACGUAGAGAACGGCUGCCACAUAUCAGACGAAACUUCACGACAUAGUUGUCAUGAAAAUAUAGUGCUUUAAGUCGUAUCGACUUAUGCGUGCAGUGUUAGGUACGAAUAAAAUGAUUGAAUUCCCGUAAAGUGAAUCAAAGGAUAACUGGAAAACUCGCACUGGUUCAAAUGAAGCGGAAACUGGACCAAUCUUUCUGCAAUAUUCAAGCCAAUGGCCUAAAGGAAGAUGGAGUUUAUAUUCCUGUAUAAGUGGGUUUUGUGAACUUGCGUUAACCCUAAAGUUAUCUCCUGUUGGGAAGAGUUACUUCCCUUGACGUCCUCCACAAGUUCAUAACGAGAUACACGUGUGGACCCAUAAGAUGCGCAAGCUACGCAAAUAUAUGUUUUGGAUACUUUUAUAUAUAUAUAUAUAUAUAUGAGCAUGUAUAUUUGUAUGUUGUGUUUGUAUGUUGUGACAAUGUGAUUGUUAGAAUGAAUGACAAUAGUAUUGGAGAUGUGUUUGUGUGUAAGAAGAAGAUCGAAUCUGGUUUUCUUUUACGCUUUUGUUAUUAAUAAAUAAAUACCUCUACUUUCACAUAGCAAGUUCAUGUUAGUAUUCUCACGGAUAUUCGUUGUGGGCAAGGCAAAUGCUGCAGUCAUGGUUACUUGUUGAAUUAUGAAGUAAUUGUUUUAUCGUGUUGACGUGUUUGUGACACGAUGACCAGGAUGAAAACUGUCUGCCGGUACGAUCUAUUGUAAACUGUAACUGCGGUUACUAUCGCCACGGAGACGGGUACAAUAAUUGCUCUGAAACUCGUGUCAUUCGGGUACAAACGGAAAAACGGUGUUACGGUAAAAGAGCUAGAUAUUGGGUAGGGAGUAACGGGACUUUUUUGUGUUAAUUCAUUGCCUAUUACAAACGUAGAUCGAAGAUAUUGAUCACUUUUGGUAAAACUCACUACUAUGCGGCUGGCAGACAAUCAUCAGGAAGAUUAUGAGAUCCGAACCCGCGAUCAGCGGAUUCAGGAACAAGUAAGGAUGCGAAAUGAAGGGCCUUAUACAUCUGUAUUGAUUGGACAAUUAUGCUACACAAUAUUGUUACACUUGUAUGGGCAAGCUCCCAGCACCUCAAAUCGCCGUAAAUACAUGUUUUUUGUCGGAUUCAUAAUAUUCCAUGAAGUCGUUUUUAUCAUAUUUCUUGUCACUUUGUUGUAUUUUUCGUCGUUUUACUUGUCAUUGAUAUCUACAAUGUAGAUUUCUCUCUGUGAGAGCAGUCCUGCUGAACAUAGGUCAUCUUCUUGUAUCAACAGCAAUAUAGGUUCUCGUGUUCUGACGUAUGAUAUUGUCGAAGGUGUUCCGUAUUAGUCUGCUGCCCAAUCAGAAUUGGCGGUUCAACCCUUUAGGACAACCAUUACCUCAUUACAGGUCAUGGUUAACUUGUAACAACGCAUCUGAUUGGCCCUCAGUGAUCAGCAGCACAAUCAAAAGUGGAACCAUCGUUUAAAACGGAACGGCUUCGAGUCCUGAAUUAAUGAAUGAAAAAAACCGUGAGCUUAAGCAUAUUCCAUUUUAUGCGCAAACCAGAAGGGCAUUCCUCACGACUCAAUGCCAUGAAUGUGUAUUAAUGUUUAUGCUUCAUAAAUAUAUGGCAACAUAAUAUUUACAAAAAUACCUGUUAACCGUUUGAUAUGAAUGCGCAGAUUGUGGAAGGAUGUUGAAUGUUUCUGGAAUAAAAGGUAUUGGGUUUGUCUAA